This is a messenger RNA of Paramecium octaurelia, 969 nucleotides long. Lineage: Eukaryota; Ciliophora; Oligohymenophorea; Peniculida; Parameciidae. The record is from the annotation of a GenBank genome assembly.
CCAAAAUAAAAUCUUGUGCAUAAAAUGAAUACCCAAAAAGUGUUAAGUGAUGUAGUAUUUGAGAAGGAUGAGAAAUUAGAUAUAGAGAAGGACAACUCCUUUACUUAUGAUGAACCUCAUUAUAUGGCAGAUAAUGAAUAAGUAAGACAUUUUGUUUAUUAUUGUAUGAGUAGGAAGAAUUGUAGGAGGAGGUUCAAUUCCCUGUUUUUUCUCCUUAGUAGUUAUCACAUUUCAAAAGACCAUAGGCAAUCAAUUUUGAGGAAUUCAAUCUCGAUGAAGAUCCCAAAAAAAAAGUUUGUCUCUAAUUGGAAUGCACCACCGCAGAACAAUCAGAAGUACAACCAAUGGGAGAUUUGGAGAGAUUGGCUGAUAUGCUCUAACGUGAAAAUUAAAAGAAAUAUUCAUACCCAAAGAAUUUGCCUGCUCCUUCUAACGUCGAUAAUCAUUUGGAUGAAUUGAAUAUGCGCUUCACACCAUCCCUAAAAUAGGAUGAAUUUGUUUCAAACUAUGUGAAGGGAGACGAUCUAUUGAGAAUCAAGGUGGGAUUGUGUGACGAUAUCCUAAAUGAUGAAGAAACUUUGAAGUUUGAAGAUUGGGUUGAACAAUUGUGUACUUCAACAAAUCAUGAAUCACUUAAGGAAAUGGCGAGAAAAUAAAAAGUCAAGCGAUAUCUAGAAAAGAAACACAAUCGCACUUACGAGAAGAAAGUUCACUAUCACAUCAGACAAAAGGUUGCUGAAGAGAGAUUACGAGUCAAGGGUAGAUUUGUAACAUGGGGAUAAGUAUUACUAUUUUAUUGAUAUCCAUCUAGGCACUUAAGAUGUUGAAUGAAAAGGACACCAAGAAAUCGUGGAGUUACAAUGACUAUACUAAAAUCAAGAGCUUGCUAAAUGAGAAGUUUGGAGCUGUGAAAAGUGAGAAGUCAUUGAGAUUCUGAUUGUUUACAACACUUGUGUAUGUUAAUAUAUU